AAAAGAUACGGCAACACCCUAGUGAAUCGAAAGGAAUUUAUGGGGGACGUUUCUGCGAUUGUUUUGACAUUCUGCCUUUUUGAUCUCUUUUUUGCACGUGUGCACACAUAAAUUGAAAAUUUAAAUCAGGAUUGAUCCCUUUUUGUACUAAAAUAUUUCAAACGACAGUCAAAUAAAAGCGUUUUGAGAAUUUGGGCGUGGGGUCCAUCACUGAAUCCGUAACAAUUUUGAAAUAUUUUAACGUGCUUGCAUUAAUUCGCAAAAUGCUAAAGGCUAAGACUACCGAAGGUUAUAGCUGUAAGAUCUGCAGCAAAGCUGAUGAUUCACAGAUGGUUUGCUGUGACGAGUGCGAAACAUGGUACCAUUUUCGGUGCGUUGGCGUUACAGCUUCGAUCGAAAAUGUGGACUGGCGCUGUGCGGAGUGCCGCACUCCGUCGCGCAACACUAUGGCAGGGCAGGAGAAAGGCCAAGAGGGCACAUGCGACGGACUUGCUAAGAAUCCAAAUGCACAAGGUAAUGGUGGGGAGCAUGCCCAAAACGUCGUAGACGCCGAAGUCGACGUACGAGGUGCCCCACGCAGUAGUGCCAGCGAUAAGUCAGCAAAGAUGCGGCGACAACGUGCCGAAGCCGCACUUCUUGAAGAAGAGCUACAAAUUCUUCGUAAAAGAGAAGCAUUAAUUGAAAGGCGCCGAAAACUUCUACAAAACCUCGAAACAGAAGACGAAUGUUCCGAUCUGGACGAAGGGUUGGACUCAACCGCGGUGGAAAAGUGGCUUAAUGCAACUGUGCCUACCUUGCCCAACUCUGCGCCACCGAAAACACCGCACCAAGGUCACAAGACUCCAGCCGCGCAACCAGCCGGUCCCUCGGUUUCUCUCAGUCAGCCAAAAGAAGCACCCGACGACAGGAAUUUCCAGCUCCAGAUCCAGUCCCUGCUGGAAAAGGUUUCUAUACUGGAGCAAAGCGUACACAACACGGCCGUUCCUGCAACCGGCGCAACAUGGAUACCUAAAUUGGUACCCAAAUGCUCGUCAUCACCGACGGAUUCUAAGGCAACUGGCGAAAACGUCCCGAUGCCGUCACUCUGUCUCACCAAGAAUCAGAUCGCUGCGCGCACUAGUGUUGGUAAAGACUUACCUAAGUUCAACGGCAAACCGGAGGACUGGCCUUUGUUCCUAGCCACUUACCAGCAAACUACCGAACUAUGUGGGUUCUCCGAGGGUGAAAAUCUUUUACGUUUACGACACGCUCUAGAGGGAGCCGCUCGGGAUGCCGUCAGGAACUUACUCUUACAUACUUCAUGCGUAUCGCAAAUAAUCGACACGCUAAGAAUGAAGUUUGGGCGCCCCGAGCUUAUUAUCGCUGUACUCGUGACACGAAUCCGGGAAAUACCAGUCGUAAAGGAGAACCGUCUUGAGGCUUUAGUCGACUUAGCCUUAGAGGUACAAAAUGUUUGCGCAACAAUGAAGGCUUCGAAUAUGCUGUGCUAUCUCAACAACCCCGAGCUGGAGCAAGAGCUAGUGAACAAGUUGCCCGGACUUCUUGCCGCAUUUUGGGGUAUGCACAAGUUGCAGUUGACUUCCUGCAAUCUCGAAAACUUCGCGGACUGGCUAUUUCAACUCGCCCAAGGAGCGAAUAGUGUAUUGGUGCCGUCCGUGACUUCAAAACCAUCCACCAAACGUGGAUACUUAAAUGCUCACGCUGGCGAUGCCAGAACUGGGAAACACAGCCCGUGCGUCAUAUGUCAUGGAAAGUGUAGUACGACGGAGAAUUGCAGCAAAUUUAGGGCUGCGGAUAGAGCGGAGCGGUGGAACUUAGUGCGUCUAAGUAAUUUGUGCCGUCGCUGCUUAAAGGUACACCCUCGUCUUCAAUGCCCCUCUGAUGUCGUAUGCGGGAUAGAUGGUUGCGUUUCCAUACACCAUCCCUUACUUCACAAACAGCGGAACAAUCCAGUUAGCUCACCACUGGCUAACUCCACGCUAAACACUCAUAGCUGCGACAUGGAAUCAGUUUUAUUUCGGGUGCUACCGGUAACGCUUCACGGUAAGAACAUAAAGAUUAAAACAUACGCGUUUUUCGAUGACGGUUCGUCACUUACGUUGAUGGACGCCGAACUACAAAAGCAAUUGAGACUUUCGGGCACAGCACAGCCUUUGUGCCUGAAGUGGACAGCGAACACCCACCGUUAUGAAGACGACUCCCAGGUGCUCGAGUUGAAUAUAUCUGGGUUCAACGACAAAAGACGUUUCACGUUAACGAACGUGCAUACAGUAAAAAAACUUGAGCUUCCAAUGCAGUCUAUCGAUGCCAGUAAGCUUCAAACCAAGUACGCACACCUGCGAGGCCUUCCGUUGUCCUCCUACGUCGACGCCGUGCCGAAGCUAUUAAUAGGUCUGAACAACAGUCGCCUGGGCCUAAGUCUUCGAUCGCGCGAAGGGUCUGACAAUGAACCGGUAGCAGAAAAGACACGCCUGGGGUGGACAGUAAAGGGUGUCCUGGCAGCGCAACGACGAAAUUCCGGCUACCAUGCAUUUCACGUUUGCGACUGUGAUACCGCAGCAAACGCCGAGUUACUACAAACCAUUAAGGAGUACGUUCUUUUGGAUAAUCUGGAAGUCGUUGGAAAGGCUGGCGAUCUGAUAUCCAAGGAAGAAAAUCACGCGGUUGAGCAGCUCAAGUCUACUACCCGGCGUGUUGAUGGUCGCUUCGAAACCGGAUUAAUCUGGAAAUAUGCUAACCACACGCUUCCUGACAGCCUACCGUUAGCCUUGCGGAGAGCGCAGUGUCUCCAGAGAAAGCUUACGCGUGAUCCAGAACUCGCCGAGAUUCUGUCAUUCAAAAUCGCAAAUUAUGUGGCUAAAGGAUAUGCUAAGGAACUGCCAGCCGAUUCGCUGUUAGAAAAGGGGUGUUGGUACCUGCCCAUAUUCCCCGUACGUAAUCCGAACAAGCCACAAAAGCUUCGCAUCGUCUGGGACGCUGCCGCCAAAACCAGGGGGGUAUCUCUAAAUUCGAUGCUCUUGAAAGGACCGGACCAAUUGACCUGUCUACUAUCUGUCCUAAGAAGAUUCCGACAACGAGCAAUAGCCUUGAGUGGAGACAUAGAAGAAAUGUUCCACCAAGUCCGCAUCAGACGUGAGGAUCAAAACUAUCAGCGUUUUGUGUGGUUUGCACCCGGCGCCACUGAACCGUCAGUUUUCACGAUGACAGUUAUGACUUUCGGGGCCACCUGCUCACCUAGCAGUGCUCAGUACAUAAAAAAUCUGAAUGCAGAGGAGUUCCGGAACCGCUUUCCGAGAGCCGUCGAGUGUAUCGUCGACAACCAUUAUGUUGAUGAUAUGCUUGAUAGCGUGGACACAGUAGGUGAGGCUGUCAAGCUUGCCAGAGAUGUCAAGUUCAUUCAUGGGGAAGGUGGUUUCCAUAUCAGAAACUGGCGGUCGAACUCCGAGUCGGUCCUACAAGCACUGCACGUUGGUGCCAGUAAACCCGAAAUGAGCUUGAGUCCUGAUCCAGAGAUACCAGCUGAGAAGUUUUUACAUCGUAUACGCCAAGAUAUUAUUCCAGAAGAUUUGGCGCUCAGGUUGUGGCUGGGACGACAACAUUCGCGAUGA
Molecule: messenger RNA, 3608 nt
Organism: Rhagoletis pomonella (apple maggot)
Lineage: Eukaryota; Metazoa; Arthropoda; Insecta; Diptera; Tephritidae
Exons: 3
Coding region: 264-3608 (1114 amino acids)
Source: RefSeq, a predicted model, not a curated record